Molecule: messenger RNA, 306 nt
Organism: Acanthamoeba castellanii str. Neff
Lineage: Eukaryota; Discosea; Longamoebia; Acanthamoebidae
Exons: 2
Coding region: 1-306 (101 amino acids)
Source: RefSeq, a predicted model, not a curated record
AUGUUCGUCACGUUCACGCCUGGAUUGCCGUCGCUCAAAAUUGAAGCUCGUGGCAUCCCCCUCUCAGGCCUGUACCCUCGUUCACGAUGGUGGCGUUACCGUGAUAUUCCCGAACUGAACGAAGCCAUGACCACAGCGUGCUCGCCGCUGGCCAUCUGCGGGCACAAGGCGAAGGACAAGACGAUUCACGGGCCGAGCGACUUCGAAGCCCACCGCAGCACCGAUGGCAGGAACUACGUCGUCGACUUUGCGCGCCUGUUGCCGCCUCAGAGUCCCUCCGAAGAGUACCGGCUCUCGCACUCUUGA